CCAAACAACCAAUUAUGUUAAUCUCCUACCUCUACAAUCAAAACAAUGUCGAUGUCCAAAAAUUUUGUUAAGAAAAGAAGCUUUGGAGGGAAGAUAGAAUGAAAAGCGAAAGAGGCAAAAUAAAAUAUCAAACGAACAGAAGGAGCGAUUUUAGCGAUGAAAAUGGAGAGGAAAAGAGAGUGUACGAUCGAAGUCCAAGUGGAAGAAGACGAGGACUUCCUAUCCCAGGUGGCGGCUAUUGAGGCUAACGCGCUCUCUAUCUCCUCCACCAAGCGCCGAAAGAUCGACCCCGAGGAAGCCUACACCGCCGCUCUGAGAGGCAACGUUGCGCUAGACAAUUCUCGACGCGGCGUCAAGGUCGCACCUGCAAGAAACGACGGCGUUUACUCUUCUUCUUCGUGCUUCAAAUGCGGGAAAUCUGGCCACUGGGCACGCGAUUGCGAUGCUAUAGGAGUAGGAGUAGGAGUAGAAGGAGGGCAUAAUGGUAAUUUCGGGAGCCACCCGUCGAUGCCUGAGAAGAAAUGCCCCUGCGGAAGGGGACCUUGUCUGGUUCUCACUGCAAAUACUCAAAAGAAUCCGGGCAGAAAGUUUUACAAAUGCCCUCUCAGACAGGAAAAUGGGGGCUGUGGUUUCUUUGAGUGGUGUGACAAUACUUCUGGAACCAAUAGCAUGGUUGGUGGGAAAGAAAAUUGCGGGUCUAAUUCUUCGUUUCCCGAUCUUCCUUGUCCCUGUGGCGCUGGUUCUUGCCUGAUUCUAAUAGCAAAAACUGGGAAAAAUAUCGGCCAGCAAUUCUAUCGCUGUCCUGCAAAUCAGGGAAGCACUUGUGGUUUCUUUAGGUGGUGCAAUGAGCAUAACGUAGCCGCUGAUCAUGCAGUCAGUGCCUUCAAGGUUUUUAAUGACAUGAAUGGCACAAGCAGCGAUAGCUAUGGAGUAAGAACUAGAUCUUGCUUUAAAUGUGGCAAGGAAGGGCAUUGGGCAAAAGAUUGCUCGACCCCAUCAUCAAAUUCUCCUGCUCAAUUGGGGGGAGAUUCUGCUUCAUCAGGCACUUGUUACAAAUGUGGUAAGCCUGGGCACUGGGGGAGGGAUUGCCCCACUCCAUCCUUAAAUUCUCCUGCUCAGUUGGGGGGAGAUUCUGCUUCAUCAGGCACUUGUUACAAAUGUGGUAAGCCUGGGCACUGGGCAAGGGAUUGCUCUUCCACUCAAUAUGUGAAUAAUCGACUGAAGCACUAGAUUGGUUUCUACAUUUUGUCGCACUUGUAUAUUGGAAAUUUGCAAGACUAGUCAACGUAACUUUCUGUGCAACCUAUGUUUUUGAGUAUGAUAUAUGACUGGAAUUUGUGAUUCCUUUUAUAUGAGUAUGAAUGUGAUACAUGAGCUUUAGCUGUUUGAA
This is a messenger RNA of Alnus glutinosa, 1390 nucleotides long. RefSeq lists its product as uncharacterized. The transcript has 3 exons. Lineage: Eukaryota; Viridiplantae; Streptophyta; Magnoliopsida; Fagales; Betulaceae. Gene Ontology annotation, molecular function: nucleic acid binding; zinc ion binding. The record is from RefSeq and is a predicted model, not a curated record. The coding region runs from base 157 to 1230 and encodes 357 amino acids.